AUGGCUGGCAGCAGGGCGGCGGAGGCUACAGUCGUGUUUAUGCACGACUUGAACUCCUUGUACGAGCUGACGACGUUCUUGACUGCCAUCUUUGUGAAGUUUGCGCAUGGACUUCAGGACAUUCUGCGCGCCACGGGCUGUGAUGUUGUGCUGUUUCAGGAACGUCAACAGCGCGGUUUCGGCACUCUCACCAAUCUUCAGGACAUCGUCACGUUAUUGCGGGGAGCUCUCAACAAGUUUGAAGCCGCCUUCGAGGAACAGCGUGGGGUAAGCGCAUGCAUAGUCUCUGGGUCCGUUCAACUCCACAUCCGCGGUUCUAGAGUUUACCAAGUGAACCAAGCGUCUUUCAAACUUGAAGCCGGAGAGAUCUUGGCUUCCAUCACAGACAACCGGGCAUCUAUAGUCUUGUUCACCUGGAUUAACUGUUUAAUCAAGGCUGUGUCAGGUUUGGAGGAAACAGAGGCAAGGGACGACGUUGUCACAGAUAUCCAGUCUGAUUGCAGUGGUUGGGUAUCAAAUGCCAGUGCAGCCGAUGGAUCGGAGCCGGACCCUGAGAUGGAUAUUGCGCUGGCAAAGGAAUUUCUGGAUGGAUUUGGAGGCGCCGACGCUGUUUUGGCGGAACCGGACGUGUAUGAUGAGCUACAGACUCCUUAUGUUCCUGUUGAAGGCGCUAGUAGCUACCCGGGACUUCGCCAAGGCUAUUCCGGACCCACUCCUGAAGUACUGCAUCGUGGGGACUCGCCUAUGGCGUUGUUCUUUUACUUCAUGCCGGUUGCAUUGUGGCAGCACGUUGCUGUCUGUUCAAACAAGUAUCAAAGAGAUAUGCUCCACGCUCGUGUUGCCGAUGCGUACAAGCGCCACAAGCGACGCUGUCAAGCGAAUCCUGCCACGAAGAAGAAGACACGGCGCGAUGUGCUACAGGAGCUUCAAGCAGUUCCUCCAAUCAAACCACACGAGCUGUGCCGCUUCGUGGGACUACUGAUCGCGCGAACAAUUUGCCCAAACUGA
Phytophthora nicotianae INRA-310 is the source of this 1008-nucleotide messenger RNA. RefSeq lists its product as hypothetical. Lineage: Eukaryota; Oomycota; Peronosporomycetes; Peronosporales; Peronosporaceae. The record is from RefSeq and is a predicted model, not a curated record. The transcript has 7 exons. Bases 1 to 1008 code for a protein of 335 amino acids.